GUGUUUGAGUUUGUUUGUUUAGCUGUAAAUUUCUCAGUGAUGAAAUGGCAGGAAUCAUAGUUUUCUAAAAACGAAACAAAACCCCUUUGAUGAAUACUCAGAAUUUGGAGCACUUUUAUGCAUGAAACUGAAACAAAUAGAAGGCUACAUGAAAUGAAUACAAUGAGAUCCUGGUUGCUGUUGCUACUUCUGCUUGUGAACUUGUGUUCACCUGCACCUAGACUUUCGGAUAAGGACAUCUGCCUGUUAGACAACACUAAAUUACAACAGAGGCUAAAACUGCUCCAAGACUUGCUUCAGUUGUGUGAAUUACAGCUGAAGGACAUCUUAGGGAACAACUAUCAUGGAGCAAAGAGCAAGUUCUUCUCAGCCAGGAGGAGCAUACAGCCUGAAAUACUUUUACCCCCAACUAGUGGAAACUUGAUAGUUUACGAUCAAGAUUGCUCUGCAGUGUUUAACAGCAGAAAAAUCGAAAAUGGAUACUACCGAAUCAGGCCCAGAGCAGACCGAGAACCUUUCCUGGUGUACUGUGACAUGUCUGAUGGAGGGGGAUGGACUGUUAUACAGCGACGCAGUAAUGGCAAAGAAAAUUUUGACAGGAAAUGGGCUGAUUACAAACAAGGAUUUGGACAGUUCCAAGGCAAGAAUGAUGAGUACUGGCUGGGCAAUGAGCACAUUUAUGAUCUGCUGGUUAGAGAGAAAAACUCACUAAAAAUUGACCUGAUGGACUGGCAAGGAGAAAGACGAUAUGCAAUCUAUGAAAACUUCCAGAUCAAGAAUGAGCAGGACAAUUACAGGUUAUGGGUGGGCACCUAUUCUGGUAAUGCUGGUGAUGCUCUGUCUGGCGGGAGUAAUUUUGAAGAGCAGUGGUCAGCAUCACUCAGUGGAAUGCCGUUCUCCACAUCAGACAAGGAUCAUGAUAGAUUUCUAGCAGGCAACUGUGCACAAGAGAACAAGUGUGGCUGGUGGUUUAACAGAUGCCAUGCAGCAAAUCUCAAUGGACAAUAUUAUAAAACAGGAAACUAUACUGGACGCCAUGACAAUGGAGUGGUUUGGUCAACCUGGCAUGGGUUGUGGUACUCUCUGAAAUAUACAGCCAUGAAAAUCAGGCUUCCAUCUUUUGUCGACGUAGGGAGUGGACAUGGUGAAAGCAGCUAGGACAGCUAGAAUCCGCAUCAUUGGAGACAGAGAGAGUACAGGAUAAAAAGAAUUUUAGAAAUCAAGGGCCAAACCCUUAGCUGGUGUAAAUCAGCACAGUUGCACUGUAGUAACUGGCAUUUGAUCAGUUUAUAUUAGUUGAGGAUCCAUCCCCAGGGUACAGUACUAGAAUACUCCUAUCGUAUGGUCUAAUGGAGGAUGUAAGGGUCUCUCAUUCUUGCUAAAACCAAUGGAAACACCACAAGUUUGUUUUCCAACGAUUUUAGUGGAGAUGAGAGUACUCAGCAGUUCACAGGAAACUCUCUGCACCUUGCAGAAUCAGGCCCUUACUCCUCUUAGCCAUUUGUACCUUAUAAUGGCCAAAUUCUUCUCACUUUGAUUUCAAUGGUCAGUGAAUGUGGUAAGCAAUAUAAAAACACAGAAACAGAACAAACAGGGGAAUAAGGAUUUGGCCCUUAAAGCUGUCAGCUAGAUCUAGGUCCCAGAUUUAGAUUUUGUUUUGAAGUGGACUUUGCAAAGCCUAAUACAAAUGCUCAAUAUUCUGGAGAAUUUUUUAUUUCAGUUGCUGUUUGUUUAUUUAUAUGUUCUUGUCAGUGUUCUGCAACAGACAACUUUGUGCUAGUGAAUGAGAACUAGAAAGUUCUCUUCAAGUUCACUGUUCACUUCCACUUCAUUAUAUUAGCCAAGUGAAAUGAGAAAAGUAUACAGCACAAAUGAACGAGUAUAGAAAAACAACAAGAAAUGUAAUGCUAACAAUUAAUUCUCUUAAGUUGUUAGUAACAAAAGACUUGGGCUUGACAUAGAUUCUUUAACCUCCAUGCUGUAAAAUGAGCCUACACUUUGUGUAUUAUAAAUAUGCUCUUUUAAAUUAGUCGUUCUUUUCAAUUUAUUUUACUUUUCCUUUAGAUAAAUACACAUUGUAAUUUGUAUUAUAUAUUCGUACACAUGUGAAUUAAAAAUCAUUUGAAUGGAAA
Molecule: messenger RNA, 2132 nt
Organism: Dermochelys coriacea (leatherback sea turtle)
Lineage: Eukaryota; Metazoa; Chordata; Testudines; Dermochelyidae
Product: fibrinogen-like protein 1
Exons: 8
Coding region: 118-1158 (346 amino acids)
Source: RefSeq, a predicted model, not a curated record